Messenger RNA from Daldinia vernicosa, 2422 nucleotides. Its product is annotated as alpha/beta-hydrolase. The coding region runs from base 736 to 1704 and encodes 322 amino acids. Lineage: Eukaryota; Fungi; Ascomycota; Sordariomycetes; Xylariales; Hypoxylaceae. The transcript has a single exon. The record is from RefSeq and is a predicted model, not a curated record.
CCUCGGCCCCUGUUUUUAUAAUAUUUAAAUCUCACGGGGAAAUUCAAUGCACCCCUGAUGCAAGGGUCAUCCCGAUAUGGUCUCACCUUAGUGUAGAUCACUACGUACAUAGCAUGGAAUGAAACCUGAUCUGUCUGAAGAUCGUGCGUUGGUAGUUAGCGGGUUUAUCUAAAAGCGUAUCGUCGUCCUGGGUCGCUAAUCUAGGAACGGACUUUCUCCUCAUUCAUCAACGAAACUGGCCAACGAAAACGACUAUGCCGGUACAUUUUAUGACGCUAAGCUUUUUCCCUAGUACCCAGUGUAUGCGGGACUCCGAGCAAUACUAAUGCGCUUCGAUGGAUCUAGGUAUCCCGAGAGCCCACUAUGUUAGGCGAGGAAGUCUGGAGAACUUACCAUGUAACGGCCUCGGCGUUGAGGCGGCGUUCGCAGAACAAGCUGAGCCUAGAAAAAUAAUCAGGUGAUGACAGCGGUUCUCGAAUCCUGAUAAACGCCCGGCCGAACGGUCGAGUGACUACGUUUAUUUCCUCGUUACGCCGCAAAUCUCAUAUCGCUUCUCUAUUGAUUACGGUACAAUUAGGUACAACAAGGAUAUCGAACUCUUUCAUAAUAUACCUUGACACGGGAUUUCGCGAUUCUUAUACGAUUUGUUCUAUGGGCGCGGUGUCUAAGUGAGAGUCAGGCAAUGGUCCGGCGGUUCCAAGGCCAUCGUACAAUCAGAAGGCCACACUAGCUACGAUGCGCAGGGUCAAAUCCUCGGCAACUACCAACAGUAGUUGGCAAAGUAGAGACGCUACAUUGCCUAUAUGUAACAGGACGAUGUCUAUCAGUAGCUGGCCUACACCAAGCAUAUCAGACAUCGGAAACAAUGAAGGCUUGUUCUUUACCUCGCUUAACCCCCUUGCGCCCAUUACGAUCGUGAUGUUACACGUCUUGAUGAGCUCUCAUCUUGAGUGGCAACAUUGCUGGCCCAAGCUGUCCGAAUACCAUCUUCUCAUACCAGAUCUACCGCAGCACUCGCGCUCACGUCAUAUUAAACCAUUUUCAUUCGUCUUAGCUGCUGAUCUCGUGGCCCAAAUGAUCCGGGAACAUGCUCACGACGGACGAGCGCACCUCGUUGGAAUAUCGACGGGUGGAUUUGUGGCGAUGGAAAUAAUAAAACGACAUCCAGAUAUAGUUCUGAGUGCCUUCGUAUCGGGUGCUACUCCAGUUAACGAUUUAUGGAAGAGCAUAAACUCCCAGCCCAAGAUUGCCCAUAUAGGGCUAUCGGUUCUACUAUAUAGCCCGAGAAGCUGGCUGUUCAAAGCGACGGGAUGGGCUCCGGAGUAUCAGAAUGAAGAACUUGUGAAAGAAAUUAAGCGAAAUAACACAUCACGACUGUACGAAGCAGGAUCUCGCGACACAGGUAAUUGGAGCCGAGAUGACAUGGUAGAAGUUGGAAUGAAGGAUAAAAGAAUCGCCCUAGUCGCCGGCGGCAAGCAGGAUAACGUCGAGGGUAUGCGAGAAAUGGGGCAGUUAUUAGAGUCGUUGGGCUCGAAUGAUGGUAGGGGAUCACGCGCGUUUAUAGUAAGAGAUGCUAUUCACGCGUGGAACUUGCAGGAUCCUCUAUUAUUCGCCAAAGGAAUACGAGCGUGGAUUGAAAAAGCCCCAUUACCACCAGCGUUUGAGCCACUCGAGCCACAAGUCACCAUGAUAGAAGCAACUUAAUAACGAAAGGACCAUUGACAUUGACGAUAUGGAAUUUAGCCGAGUCGUUAACAUCAACUCCAGUAUAGACUCAACUUGGCUUGGUUUUGGUUGAUAUCAUCCAACCAAACAACAGCAAAUCAAGACGCAGAUUGGCGCCUGAAGAUAGGCGACAGUGUCGAGAAGACAGUCGAUACGUUAUGACGCAGGAUAGUUGACUUGGGGUAGUUAACCAUCAUCAAACACUUGCUCAACUCUCGCGAUAGCCUACCCACCUACCCACAUAGGUACCUACCUGGUAGGUAGGUCGUCAGAGGUUCUGCCUAUCAAACCUGGCUAGAGCUUUGCAACAACUUUCAUAUCAUAGAUACCCCAUUUAUAGAAGCCUAGCAUAUCAUCAACACGACACUCGGAUAGAAAAUAAACCGAUAAUACUGAGCGUACCGACCGAGUCCUCGGAGAAAGGGAAAAGCCCCCUAAUCCCUCCCCCUAGAGUGAUUAGAAAAGAAAAGUGAUCAUAACAAAGCGUUUAACCUGAGCUGCCAAGCGCCUCUUUCAUGGACCGCAGCUUAUCUGUAACGUGUUGCCCAAACAUUAUUCGCAUCCGAGUUGUAGUGGAAGAUUGAGACUCUCCUCUGUAUGUGUCAGGGGUCUAUUUACUAUAUAAGAGGCGCGAAGCGCCCUCGUCAGAGGAUAGAAGGCCAGGCGUUACUAGUUCAAUACAAUCUAUUACUUGGUC